This is a messenger RNA of Colias croceus (clouded yellow), 2196 nucleotides long. It is a transcript of the gene Dhdds, whose product is annotated as dehydrodolichyl diphosphate synthase complex subunit DHDDS. The record is from RefSeq and is a predicted model, not a curated record. Lineage: Eukaryota; Metazoa; Arthropoda; Insecta; Lepidoptera; Pieridae. The transcript has 5 exons. Gene Ontology annotation, biological process: polyprenol biosynthetic process. The coding region runs from base 308 to 1168 and encodes 286 amino acids. Gene Ontology annotation, cellular component: endoplasmic reticulum; dehydrodolichyl diphosphate synthase complex. Gene Ontology annotation, molecular function: ditrans,polycis-polyprenyl diphosphate synthase [(2E,6E)-farnesyl diphosphate specific] activity.
GUGUGUUGUCUACAUUCCAUGUCAAAAGAUUGACAAUUUUAUUAAUAAUUUUCAGACGUUUUCAGAAUUCAGACUUCAGUCAAUUGUUGAUUUGCAGUAAAACGUACCUAAAUAAUUUAAAACCUUAUAGUGAUUAAAUUCUCUUUGGUUGAUUUGGAUCGACUAAACAGCUGUGUUGUUAGAAUAGGUAUAUCCUGAUUUAUAAAAACUUAUGAUAAUAAUUAUUCAUUUACAUAAGUCUUAAAUAAUCUCUUCAUCGAAAUAAUACCCGGUGAUAAAAGCCCUUCCAAUUAAUUAUUUUACAAAUAUGUCAACAUCUGAAUGGGUCAACGAAAACUGUGUAUCGUUUUUCCAACUCUUAUGUAUUAAAAUUGUAAAAACGGGGCGAGUGCCCCAGCAUAUAGCAUUCAUCAUGGAUGGAAAUCGUCGAUAUGCAAAAAAAGUCAGUGUAAAAACGAGUGAUGGCCAUUCCAAAGGAUUUGAUAAACUGUCGGAAACCUUGAAGUGGUGUCUUGAUCUUGGUAUACCCGAAGUUACAGUUUACGCCUUCAGUAUAGAAAACUUUAAGAGAAGCGAAGAAGAAGUUAGUGCACUUAUGGAUUUAGCACGUGAAAAAUUUAAACGUUUAUUGGAUGCUAUCGAUCAAAUUAAUGAAUGGGGGGUGCGUAUACACAUCGCUGGAAGAAUGUCCCUACUACCUGAAGACUUUCGUGCAAUGGUUUCCAAAGCUAUGGUGGCAACAAAACAAAACAACAAGCUUCGUCUGAACAUUGCUUAUGCAUAUACAGGCCGUGAUGAAAUCAGCAGAGCAACUUCACAUAUAAUAAAUGGAAUCCAGAAUAAUGAAUUAACUCCUGAAGAUAUUGAUGAAGAUUUGGUAUCUCAAUCCUUAGACCUGGGACAUGCAGAACUUUUGAUACGAACAUCUGGAGAAGUUAGGCUAUCUGACUUUAUGCUUUGGCAGACACCAAACACAGUGCUAUAUUUCACAAAAGUUUUAUGGCCAGAGUUUUCAAUUUGGAAUUUCUUGGCAGCAAUUAUACACUACCAAAGGCAUGCUCCACCUCCAUUGCCAGAAAAAGAAAACAACCAAAAUCAAGUGAAAUUUUUACAAAAAUUGGAGGACAGGAAGUGGCAAGAAUUAAAAAAAAUAGUAGAGUGUACAUAGUUUAUAAAUGUUUAUGAAAUAGCAAACGGAUUUAGAAGAAAGCAAUUUUCAGAUAGGGAUCCUUAUUAAAAACUAAAUAAUACAUACAUUCACUUUUAGUGUAAAUAAAAACAAUAUUUAGGGCCAGAUAUUAAAUAUAAUUUAGGACUUUCUGAUCCUGUCAUCAAAUAUGCAAAAACUGUAUACUACAAUUAUUUUUUAUUAAAGUUUUAAAACAUAUCAAAGUUAAAUCCAGUACUAUUAUCUAUACUAAUAUUAUAAAGCUGAAGAGUUUGUUUGUUUGUAUGUUUGAACGCGCUAAUCUCAGGAACUACUGGUCCGAUUUGAAAAAUUCGGUGUUAGAUAGCCCAUUCAUCAAGGAAGGCUAAGACCAACAGGAGCAGAGCCACGGGGGUGAAACCGUGGAGCGCAGCUAGUUCUGAAUAAAAUUAAAACAGCUUUUUGGCAACACAUUUUAUUUCCUUAACUAAAUAACUUAGGUAUAACACAUUAGAAUAUACAAAUUCAAGAUUGCUUUAUAAAAGUAAUCAUUGCUACAACAAGUAAAUUUAUUUUCCUUUAAUUGUGUAUUUGGAAUAUGUUUUUGUGGGGUCAUAUGGCUCCCAUCUGGAUGCAGGAAAUAUAUGUUUGUUUCUUUCAUACCAGGACCUGUAAAAAAAUUUAAUUUUUUUAAUGUGUAAAAUAUGAAACUGUUAAUAAAAUGAAAUGAAAAAACAAAUUUUAUAUUUUGUGUGAGUGUUUAAAUGUUUAAGUUAUUUAAAGGGCAUUUUAAAAUGAAAAUGUUCAUCAUUCCAAUGUUAAUAGUUAUACCUUAAUAAGACUUUCCCUGCGUGUGAGUCUUGUUUCUCUUGAGUAGCGUCAUUCAAUAAUCUUAUAUCAUCAGAAGCAUCGAACUGGAACAAGGGCCCACUCUUACCUCUAGCCUGUAAAAUAUAAAUGUAUUAGAACUUAAUAAUUAUUUAUUAUCUGUUAUGUUUUUUUUUGUCCUGUUAAAACUUACCUUUGUGACAAUAAAAUCGUAGAAAGUA